GACUUUUUAUGUUGUCGUAGGAUCUGGCAACCCGAGCCUAACGGCCGGUGGUGACGUAGCGUCAGCUGUCCGUGUUUGUUUAUUACACAGGGAGGUGUUGUGGCGGCUUUGGAGCUAAAAUAGCAUCAUUAUAAAAGUUUCAAGAAUGAUUUAAUGACGAGGAGGUGAGAUGACGGUGUGUGCUCUGUCCAUGUGGGAUGGCCUGGGUGAUGAGGCCACAGCGCUGGGAGGAAUGCUGCUCCUGCUCCUAGCACUGGUCCUGGCCUGGCUCUCCACCCACGUGGCUGAUCGAGGCGAUCACAUCCUCGGCACGAUCCUUACCGUGGGUGCCCACGCUUCACUCAUUGGCCUAGGCGGUCAUGACAGUUAUGCGGUCGCUCCAUCCAGCUCAGAGUCAGGUGAACAGCAGAGUGACGAGACAACAGACGAGGAAAAACAGGAGGAUGACGAGGAGGAGGGAGAAGGAGGAGACGAGCUGCUGGAUAUCCAGGGAGGCAGAAAGACAACGAGCCAAGAGCGCGAGGGCACAGAGGACGAUGAGGACGAGGGUGCGAACAUCACGGUACGACUGAAGUUUCUGAAUGAUACAGAGGAGCUGGCUGUGCUGAAGCCUCAGGAUACAGUUGGAGAACUGAAAAGUAAGUACUUCUCUGGGCGUGAGCGUCAGAUCAAGCUGAUCUAUCAGGGGCAGCUGCUGCAGGACCCACGACGCACACUGCUCUCACUCAACAUUACCCACAACAGCGUGCUGCACUGCCACAUCUGCCAGGCUCAGAGUCCAUCCUUGCCCCAGCCCGAGCCAGACGACGGGCAGCGCGCUCCUGCUGGAGCAGGUAUCAGCAGCAGCUUGCGCUCAGCUGUUCUCACGUUCAGCACAGGCAGUCUGGUUGUCCCGGUGUUUGUAGUGCUGUUAGCUGUGGUCUGGUAUUUCCGCUUCAACUACCGACAGCUAUUCACUGCGCCGGCCACCGUCUCUCUGGUGGGAGUCACCGUCUUUUUCAGCUUCCUCAUUUUUGGCAUGCACAGCCGCUGAGGAUACAGACAGAAGAUGGAAAGGAGAAAGGAGGCAGGUUAUUGGGAGAGAGGUAAAAAGGAAUCAGGGUAAAAGAUGACAUUCAUCUUUCUACUGAAAUGCAUUCAGUGGAAGGAAUCUGAAGUGAAACAGCAGCUGUGUUAUAAGGAGAAGAAAUAGUAGCAGACAAAGUACUCAGGGAGCCUUCUGGCUUCUGGUGCCAUUUAGAUGCCUGGUGUGUGUGUGUGUGAGAGAGUGAGAGUGAGGGAAAGAGAGAGA
Messenger RNA from Tachysurus fulvidraco (yellow catfish), 1291 nucleotides. RefSeq names its product transmembrane and ubiquitin-like domain containing 2 (gene tmub2). The transcript is spliced from 3 exons. The record is from RefSeq and is a predicted model, not a curated record. Bases 170 to 1033 code for a protein of 287 amino acids. Gene Ontology annotation, molecular function: protein binding. Lineage: Eukaryota; Metazoa; Chordata; Actinopteri; Siluriformes; Bagridae.